AUGCAUGCCUCCGAUGAGAAAUCCGCCUCUGGUCACGUUGAAAUGCGCGUAGACGAAUCUCAAGAAAACCUUGCAUGCGAAGGCUCAAGGAAGACGCGCAGGAGAUUUGAUGUCGAAAAUCUCGAUAGGAUCUCUGAUGAGCUCAGGCUUGCUGCAGAUCAGUCGACAAGGAGGUUUUCUCUCAUGCUCUGCUUGUCCAUGUCCUAUCUUGCUGCCGAGAUAAUCGUUGGCAUGCUGAGUGGAUCACUUGCGAUCCUCACAGACGCCAUGCACAUGGCUUCUGACGUGUUCGCCAUUCUCAUCGGGUACUGGGUAGCAAGAAUCAACUCUUCGAAGCCGAAGCACAACCUCACUUUCGGAUGGCAGAGAGCCGAAGUGAUCGGGGGCCUAGUGAACGCGUGCUUCCUCUUGGCGGUCACAGGCAUGAUGAUGAUCGAGGCUCUGCAGCGGCUGGUGGGCGUUGAAGGUCAAAACAAGGAGAAGCUUGAAGCGAACUCAAGCUUCAGCAUGAUCGUGGGCAUGAUGGGUGUUUGCAUCAAUUUAGCUGGACUCUUCAUCUUCGGCGGACAUGGACAUUCACAUGGCUGUCACUCGCACGGGCAUGGUCACUCGCACGGGCAUGGUCACUCGCACGGGCAUGGUCACUCGCACGGGCAUGGCAGCAUUCCCCAACUUCACCACCACCAGGACUCUCAUGGUCCAUGCCACACUCGAAGUCAUGGACAUGAAAACAUAAUCAUGAAAGUACAAGAUCGAAGAUAUUGCCAUCUUCCGGACGUUCUCGGAGCUACUCCAAGCUGGAAGCACAGCACAGUAACGAUCAUUUCGAGGAAAAGCAUGCUCAUGUCCAUCAUGACAACUUCAACGAAAGAUCAAUAUUUUUGCACAUCCUGGGAGACAUGAUGGGGGCAGUAUCCGUAGUUCUCAGCUCAGCUAUCAUCAAGUACAGCACAAGUCCUUACAAGUACGCUGUCGACCCCUUGUCAAGCCUGAUGAUCGUAGGGAUUAUCUUCUACAAUACGAUCCCGAUCUUCUCAGAGACCAUCAUGCUGCUCAUGGAGAGUGCUCCCAACGACC
Molecule: messenger RNA, 1077 nt
Organism: Guillardia theta CCMP2712
Lineage: Eukaryota; Cryptophyceae; Pyrenomonadales; Geminigeraceae
Exons: 8
Coding region: 1-903 (300 amino acids)
Biological process (GO): zinc ion transmembrane transport; intracellular zinc ion homeostasis
Cellular component (GO): membrane
Molecular function (GO): zinc ion transmembrane transporter activity
Source: RefSeq, a predicted model, not a curated record